Messenger RNA from Pygocentrus nattereri (red-bellied piranha), 3876 nucleotides. RefSeq names its product galactose-3-O-sulfotransferase 2. The record is from RefSeq and is a predicted model, not a curated record. Gene Ontology annotation, biological process: glycolipid biosynthetic process. NCBI's taxonomy places the organism in Eukaryota, Metazoa, Chordata, Actinopteri, Characiformes, Serrasalmidae. The transcript is spliced from 3 exons. Gene Ontology annotation, molecular function: galactosylceramide sulfotransferase activity. Gene Ontology annotation, cellular component: membrane. The coding region runs from base 630 to 1991 and encodes 453 amino acids.
AAGGAGGCACUAAUGAGUCUUCUCACAGACUGAGUAGAGUUGUAGGCUUGAUGAAUUACAGUGCAGACGUACAUGUUCAUUUGUGGGUUCCAAAAGCUGUAUGAAGAAGUAUUCUGUGCUAGAAUGACUAAGCAUUUUGCACCUGGGUUACAAGCCGAAGAGAAAUACAGUGAAAGACAGGUUAAGGGAAAAAAGGAAGUGGCCUAAAAAGUUUCUAUCCUUUAAGAAGAUUUAACAUGAGGGGGAAAAAAAAUAAUACUCUGUGUACCGUGUGGGCGGCUUCCUUUCGUCCAAGUGGCUGAGAGGCUUAGAGAGGUCAGGUAAGGUCUUUAGGCUUGUGUUCUAACCUCCUACUGAACACAUUUUACAGAGGGGCAGCACAGAUUGAAGACAGCAAAUCAGAAACAAAGUAGUGUAAAAAAAAAAAAAAAAACUGUCCAAAACCCCAGGGCAUGAUAUAUUAAGACUUUUAGGAGCAGAGAUCUUCGAAACCAAAAGAAAAGAGGACCGAGGGCUCAGGUGAAGAAUGGUGAAAACGAGAGUAGAUAAUAUGUACAGAAUGGAGUGAGGGAAUAGAGGACAGAUCAUUCAAGAAGUAGAUGGAUGGUUAGGGGUGCCAAGUUAAGGAGAUGACCUUGCGAUGGCUGUCCACUCAGCUUUGGAGACAUCGAGUGAUGGGUCUUUUAUUGACCCUGGCGGUGACCGUCGUCCUCAUGCUUCUGGCUACACAAUCUCUUCAGAACACCAGGGGCCACAACGUGAGGCCGCUAGGGGAGAGGAAACAGCAAAAAGGGCAUGAUCACAAAUAUCCACCAGCUGGCCCUGGAUCUGCACCAAGGCAUAUGGUAAGCAGUGCAGAAGGGGUAAAGAAGCGGCUGCUUCCCACUGCUGAGUCCGUCAACCAGGCCAUAAAGAAAAGAAGGAAGCCUCCACCUGUGGCCUUCCUCAAAACACACAAGACUGGCAGCAGCACUGUGCAGAACUUGCUGUUUCGACUUGGAGAAAGAGAGAAAGCCACCUUCGCCUUUCCCUACUACACCUACCAGUUCAGCUACCCUGAGAGGUUCAGGGCAGAGUUUGUGGACAAGCUUCCAGAAGGUUCGUCUCAGUUCGACCUGCUGUGCAGUCAUAUGCGGCUGGAUCUGAGCCAGCUGAGACAGGUGAUGCCUCCAAAUGUGGUCCUCGUCACCAUCCUGCGAGAGCCCCUCAGAACCUUUGAGUCUGUCUUCAGCUACUAUACUUCCAGCGUACCUGCUUUCUCCAGGGCCAAGCAAGCAACCACUAGGCCUGGGAACAAGGACAGGACUGCACUCUCUGUCUUCCUGGAGGAUCCAGAAAGCUUCUGGGACCCUAAAGAGCCCAGAGAUGGUCUGGCUAAGAACCCCAUGAGCUUCGACAUGGGCUUGAACAAUGAGGAGUGGAACGCCUCUUGGCCCGAAGACUUGUCCCAUCUAGAGGAAGCAUUCAACCUGGUGAUGAUUGCAGAACACUUUGAUGAGUCACUGGUUCUCCUAGGGGCCCUGCUGGGUCUGGAGCCACAGGACUUGGCCUACGUUCGGAUGAACGCUAGGCACAGCAGUGAUAUGACUAUUUUGGAUGAUGAUGCCAGAGCCAAGCUGCGAUCAUGGAACGCAUUAGACUCCCUCCUCUAUGACUUCUUCCUGCAGGAGUUCUGGGCCAAGGCCGAGCAUUUUGGCCUGGACCGGCUCAAAACAGGGGUAGCUGAGCUUAGGGCCUCCACAGAGAAGAUACGGAGCAAGUGCGUGUCCAGGGCUGCGGUGCACCCUAGUGAGCUGGAGGACUUGGUGCGGCCCUGGCAGACAGACACAGCUACCGUACUGGGAUACGAAGUGAAGAGGAACCUCAGUCUGGAAGAUCAAGGGUUCUGUGUGCGGCUGGUGCUGCCUGAACUGCAGUAUCACUCUCAUCUGUACUUUCAGCAGUACGGCAGAGAUAUGAGAGCCAUGCCUGCAGACCUACACUUGGCCUAAAGAAACAGUAUGGUAAAAAAAUUACACAAUUAUCCUCUUACUCCAAAUGUAGUCAAUAAGCCAAGAUAUUUGGGUUUGAAUUUUGCUUAUUUAGCUUUGCAUUGGAGCUACAAGAAUAGUUUAAAAAAAGUAAUGGAAGCUUAUGCCACAUCAAUUAGCAUUAUGCAAACUACAUGCCUAAAUCAUCACACGCUUCCUUUAAACCUGGACAUAAUACUUGUCCAAGAAUGCAUAUACUGCUACAGGAAAUAUACCUGUAUUGUUGGUACAUUUUUAUAGAUAACAAGUGAGGAGGACCACCAGCUAACAGCUAAAGGUAGCAAGGUAGCAAACGUAUAUCACCAACUAUAUCUUUUCUCUGUUUGACAUCCAAUGAGUGUUGAAUAAAUGAAUCAUUUGACAACAGUGGUAGGAGUGAUGCCAGCUUGGUUGCACUCAUCAAUUGAGGUUUUUAACUUUAAGGCAUGCUCUGGCCAUAAUAAUAAAUGUUAUCACAGCGAACCUGUUAGCAUGCUUGCUCUCAUCCUCUAGUAAGGUUUUCUGGUUUAAAAACUCAGACCACCUUCUGAUGAUGUGUCUGAAGGAGGGAGGAACAUUUGGAAAAUGCUCAGCUGCCUUAGGGAGGAUUUUGGAGCUGGAUUGUUUUAUUUUUCUUCUUUUUUUAGCUGGCUAAACCCUCAAGGGCCAUGAUGAGAGUUUUUUCCUCUCAUUUUUCAGUGAUAAUGAGUUAAUUUGUUUUCUUGACAUCUUGAGAUAUGUAUGCCACUUUCAAGACAUACCAAAUAUUAUCUCGAUAAAAAACAAAAUGUGCGUUAUGCCAUGAUAAUGCUAUAAAUAACUCAAGAUCUCAAGUUGUGAUAACGGCACAAAUAUCACAAGAUUGCAAGAAAAACGGUGAAAACUAGUUAUCAUGGCAAAAAUUGAGUGAAAAAAAAAACAUGCCAAUCGACUAAGCAGCCAAACAUCUUAUUGCAGCCUUAUAACCUGAACUGAAAAUGGAUUACUCAAAUGGCAAAAAAGGACUUAUAUAAGAAGAACAAGCCAACAGCAAAAGCUAGCAAGGUAGCUACAUCACCAUCUGACUAUCGUACCUCAGUUUGGCAUCCAUUGUGUGUGGAAUAUACACAGACUCACUGUUUCUUUACAGAUGUGUUUGGCAGCAGAGGAAGGAGUGAGACUAAUGCUAGCAUGAUUGCAUUAAUGAGCCCGUAGAUCACUGGUUGUAUGAGGUAUUUGCUAGAUAGUGUAAUGCUAGAUAGUGCAAUGUAGUGAAAGAACAUUGCUGAAUGAAAACAUGAUGUAAAAUCUUGAAUUCUGUGCUACAGAAUUUGGCAGAAUGUGAAAAGGCUGCUUAACUCUAGUUUCAGGCCAGAACGCCUCUUUAAUGAGGUUCAAGGCAAGUGUGUGAUGAUUGAGAUAUGCAACUCUGGUGGGCUAGAAGCUUCCAUUACCUGUUGGUCACUUUAGCCUCAUAGCUCCACGGCAAGUGUGUGAAUUUGAUUUGGUUACUGGACUAUUUCUUUGAAGACACGACUCCUUUAGAUUUUUCUAAACUAUUCGUUUCAAUUCACAAAAAAAGGACAUUAUUUGUUUCUUUCCUGUAACUGCUCACAGUGGAGCCAAAGCACAAAAAUACCAUCAGAGGAGAUUCUAGAGUCUCUUACUGGAUUAGUAAAUGGAAACUGCAAGCCAGAAAAGACCAACAGGCCUUUCUAAUUACUUACUGUAAUCAAUGUCUAAUUGUUUUUUUUAAUUAAACGCUAAGAGUCUGAAAGUGCAGUUUUUUUUCUUUGUAAUUAGCCUUACCUACAUCUCUCAAAAGCCACUGGGGGCAUUUGUCUUUGUCAGCUGCUUAAUGAGUUUAUUAAACUGCAUCAGAACAGAA